Molecule: messenger RNA, 4204 nt
Organism: Struthio camelus australis
Lineage: Eukaryota; Metazoa; Chordata; Aves; Struthioniformes; Struthionidae
Source: RefSeq, a predicted model, not a curated record
AUGCUACUGAAAUUUGAGGCUGUAAUUCUUUUUAUCCUUGCUGUUGACAAGUCUUGGAAAACUUGCAAGAAAUAUGAUAACAGAACAAAUUCUCUUAUAAGUGGAGGAUGGGAUACAUCUUCCUGGGGUUUAAAUUCAAAUACAGAACCACAGACUCAGCCGAUAUCUCCAACAGCAAUCACCAAGCCAGUAAGGAGAACAGUAGUAGAUGAAUCUGAAAACUUCUUCAGUGCCUUUCUCUCUCCAACUGAUGUUCAGAGCAUACAGAAAAAUCCAGUGGUUUCCAAACCUCCAGCCAAAUCCCAGCGACCCAAAGAGGAGGUGAAAAGCACUUUGAAGGAAUCUCUACACACCAGUCAGCUGGAAGUACCAGUGACAACAGAGGUGGAAGUGACAGAUUCCUCUGUAGCUGACCUACAGAGGUUGAAAAACCCUGAUAUUCCCCAGGAGAAGUUAGAAGAGAAUUCUGUGCUUGAAUCUCAUGCCAAGCCUGAAGAAAGCACAAAUGAAGUUACUGACAAAAAGGUGUCUGCUCUGAAUUUGAAGGUACCUGAAGAGGCUGUUAAUGAAAAAUCCAGUGGAGGGAGGGAUGGAGCAGGAGGUGCACUGGCUAGCACUUCGCAAUCGUUUAAUGCAGGUACAAAAGACGUGGGUUUGGAAGCUAAGGAGCAAAAAACUGAGGACAGGCAAAGCAAUACACCUUCACCUCCAAUUAGCACUUUCUCCUCAGGGACAUCCACAACUAGUGAUAUUGAAGUUUUAGACCAUGAAAGUGUAAUAAGUGAGAGCUCCGCAAGUUCAAGACAAGAAGCUGCAGACUCGAAAUCCAGUCUUCAUCUAAUGCAGACGUCGUUUCAGCUUUUAUCUACGUCUGCUUGUGCAGAUUAUAAUCGUUUAGAUGACUUUCAAAAACUGACUGAAAGCUGCGGCUCCUCUGAUGCUUUUGAAAGAAUUGAUUCAUUUAGUGUGCAAUCUUUAGAUAGCAGAAGUGUAAGUGAAAUAAAUUCAGAUGAUGAGUUAUCAGGUAGGGCUUGUGCUUCAGCAUCUGUCACUGUCAUUCCUCCUGCACCAAAGACAGAAAUGGUUGAUCCCAUGAAAAAUAAAUGUGAAGAUGUGAAUGACACUCCUAUUUUACAUGCUGAGGAAGCUGAGAUGGAAGAGAGUGGGAGAAGCGCAACUCCUGUUAAUUCUGAGCAGCCAGAUGUUUUGCUUGCUACUGUGCCAGCUGAUGAAGAACAGACUGUGAAAGAGGAGAGUCUGUUGCAGCAGGAAGCUGUUGAAAAACUGCUUGAAGAGGAGGCCGAAAAGCAAGAGCUUAAAAAGGUGAUUGAUUCCUUGACGGAGAAACUGGAGAAGAGGGAAAUACAAUUAUUAAGUACUAGUAAAGAAAAGGCACGCCUGGAAGAAGCUUAUGAUAACCUAAAAGAUGAAAUGUUUAGAAUGAAAGAAGAGAACAGUAGCAUUUCAUCUCUUAAAGAGGAGUUUGCUCAGCGAAUAGCAGAUGCUGAAAAGAAGCUCCAGCUUGCAUGCAAAGAAAGAGAUACCGCUAAAAAGGAAGUAAAGAAUGUUAAAGAAGAAUUGGCUACUAGACUUAAUUGUAAUGAAACUGCUGAAUUACUGAAAGAAAAAGAUGAGCAAAUCAAAGGAUUAAUGGAAGAAGGAGAAAAGCUUUCCAAACAGCAGUUGCACAAUUCCAACAUUAUUAAGAAACUAAGAGCGAAGGAGAAAGAGAGAGAAAACACUAACACAAAACAGAACAAAAAGAUUAAGGAACUGGAAGAGGAAUUGCAGCAUUUAAAACAGGUACUUGAUGGCAAGGAAGAUCUUGAGAAGCAGCAUCGAGACAGCAUUAAACAACUGAACAGUGUUGUAGAGCGACAAGAAAAGGAUCUUGGUAAACUUCAGGCAGAGGUGGAAGAUCUUGAAGAGCGGAACAGAAGUGUCCAGGCAGCACUUGAUAGUGCAUACAAGGAACUUGCAGAUCUUCAUAAAGCUAAUGCUACAAAGGACAGUGAGGCACAGGAAGCAGCCCUAAGUCGGGAAAUGAAGGCAAAAGAAGAACUUGGUUUAGCUUUGGAAAAGGCCCAGGAUGAGGCACGGCAACAACAAGAAGCUUUAGCAAUUCAGGUGGCAGACCUGAGGCUAGCGCUGCAGCGUGCAGAACAGCAGGCGGCAAGAAGGGAAGACUAUUUACGUCAGGAAAUCGGUGAACUACAACAGAGACUUCAAGAAGCAGAGAGUCGGAAUCAAGAACUGAGUCAAAGUGUUACAUCUGCUACACGGCCGCUUCUCCGGCAGAUAGAAAAUUUGCAAGCCACACUGGGAGCUCAAACCUCCUCAUGGGAAAAAUUGGAAAAGAACCUUUCUGACAGACUUGGUGAGUCUCAAGCCCUUCUGGCAGCAGCUGCUGAGAGAGAACGGGCUGCUACAGAAGAACUUCUUUCUAAUAAAGUUCAGGUGUCUUCUACUGAAUCUCAAAAUAGUCUUUUAAGGCAAGAAAACGCUCGUCUUCAGGCUCAACUAGAAGCAGAGAGAACCAGACUGAAGAAAAUGGAAAGUGAAAACAGUAGAUACGAGGUUGAACUAGAAGGUCUCAAAGAUGAGUAUGCAAAAACCCUUGAAGAUGCAAAGAAAGAAAAGAUGCUCUUAGCCACUCAGUUAGAAAUGGAGAAAAUGAAAGUCGAACAGGAAAGAAAGAAGGCAGUUUUUGUGCAAGAAGCAGCAAAGGAGAAGGAUCGGAAGUCAUUUACAGUUGAAACUGUUUCAAGUACUCCAACUAUGUCACGCUCUAGUUCCAUAAGUGGAGUUGACAUGGCAGGUCUUCAGACAUCUUUUCUCUCACAGGAUGAUCCUCAUGAUCACUCAUUUGGGCCAGUAUCUACUAGUGGGAACAAUCUUUAUGAUGCUAUAAGGAUGGGAGCAGGUUCAAGUAUAAUUGAAAACCUUCAGUCACAGUUAAAACUAAGAGAGGGAGAGAUUUCACAUCUACAGCUGGAAAUUGGAAACCUUGAAAAAACACGAUCAAUAAUGGCAGAAGAACUUGUUAAAUUAACAAAUCAAAAUGACGAACUUGAAGAGAAAGUGAAGGAAAUACCAAAAUUACGUGCACAGUUAAAGGAUUUGGAUCAAAGAUACAAUACAAUUCUUCAGAUGUAUGGAGAGAAAGCAGAGGAGGCUGAAGAACUCCGACUAGAUCUUGAAGAUGUGAAAAACAUGUACAAGACUCAGAUAGAUGAACUUCUAAAACAAAGACAAAAUUAACUCCUGAUGGAACUCUAACAUUAUUAUAUGAUAAAUUGUAAAGAUAGUUGUUUAUGUAAAUGCUCAAUUUAAAUGUCUUGUAAAAAUAAUAAUUGUAUUAUAGAAAGUGUGACUAUAUUAUAGAGUUCAUAUGUUGACAAAAAUCAAUGCUUUAACAGUGUCUUGUACUGUCUGCAGUUAAAUUAUUUGUGCAAUAUUUAAGACUUUUUUUAAAAUCAUCCCUUUAUUUAAGUUCUUACUAAACAGCGGACCAUUUUACUUGUAAACAGCAGCAGACUGGAUGGUUGAAUGUUACCUCACAUGAGGGGAAGGCACUGGAAGGCAUGAUUUUUACUAAAGCAGCCCUUGAUUCAUAAACUCUUUAUUCCUGAAAACGACAUUAGAAGUCUUUUUUAAAUAUUCGGAAUGUGUUUUUUCUAAAAUCUCAUCAAAUAGUUUUUAAUAACAGAAAAUAGCAGUAGCUUUCUGUCUAAAGCCUAAAUAGUAGAUAUUUUUAUCAAGGGAAAAAUCUCAGAUUUGUACUUUCACGUUCUGAACACGUUUGGACGAUGAUUCUCUAUUCUUACACACUUGGUGUAAAACAGCCAUUAUACUAAUCUAAGUCCUCCAAAGCAGAGUUUGAGACUCAAGGCUGAAACCUUACAGUUACUGCUUCAUCUGUAGUUACUGCUUGUGCUAUGUCUCAUGAGCUGUCUAGAAACAGCAGGUCUGCUUGUAACUCUAAAUGCGUUUAACUUUUAACACCAGAAAUCUGGACUAUUCAGUGUUUGUUCUAUGGUUUGAUGCUGAUUUUUAAACAGAAGUUGAAAAGAAUGCAGAAAAAUACAAAUUUUUUCAAAUUAAGUAAUUACUGCUACUCUCAUGUAAUUGCUCCUUGUAUAUAGAGAACAAGAUGUAGAUUUUUGAAAAACUGUACUGUGACUUAAUAUAGUUCUCAAGCUGG